CGAAACAGCUCUUCAGAAUAGUAAAAUUUAUAAAUAACACUUUGAAGUAUGUUGUUAUAUGUAAAUUGUUUAAAGAAAACUUUCAGUUCGUAUUUUAAACGAUGACUACUCUGGAAAGAAGUUAAUCGAAGUAGAUAUCUGUUGCGUGUUUUCUUUGUACGUCAGUGUACAUGUUUAUGUUUAUCGCGUUUAGUGUGUUUAUUAUGAUACAAAUAUGAUGAACGUAGAAAGUAUUAAAUCCAAUUUAUUGCCAGAUGUAAAGCCAGCGAAGAACAAAUCACCGGUCAACAGCCCAGAGAAGGAUGCCAAUCCUUCGUAUACUUCUAUGAUAGCUCAAGCUAUCAUGCGAGCACCUUACAAACGAGCCACACUUUCAGAGAUUUACGACUUUAUGGCGAAAACUUUUGAUUUAGGAAAGUCACGUGGCGCAGGUUGGCGCAACUGCGUUCGGCAUACGUUAUCUUUAAACGAAUGUUUUGUGAAACUACACCGACCGGAAAACGGGCGAAGCUGUAAUUGGACUGUCCAUCCGUCAUAUUUUGACGCCUUUUUAAAGGGUGAUUAUCGCAAACGGAGAGCUAACAGAAAGAAAAUACAAUGGCUAGAGAAUGGGCCACUACGUUACGACAACGCCAUGUCUUACCUUCGGGAGCAGGAAUUAAGUUUUCGAGAAGAAGAGAUGAGAAGAAUGGAAACUCCUUCCCCACAUCAACCAGCUUUGUGGCAAAAUUACAGCACACAGAUGGAGAGCUCCCUUCCUAAAACCCACUUUUCUCCUGUGCCAAAUAUGUCAGUCUACUAUAAUGAUGUCAAUAAUAGAAGCAACGCAUUGCCUUCAACCACAUGCGCGUCAACUAAUCGAAUUAAUUCCUUUCAAAAUUCAACACCAGGGUAUGACACUUACCCCAAAAGUAGUACAAAUUCACCUGCAAUGUAUACAAGCGAAAAAGGCUUAAAUCCGCCCUCGAUGAUGUACCAAGAUUUAGUUUUGCGUGACAAUCGAAAUCAUUCGAAUAGUAGCAUCGAUUUGUCUUCGUUUAAUCGCUAUUCCUCUAGUAGUCUACAUCAUAAGUGCGCAAGUUCUCAAAGAUCAUACCAAGCAAAUGGAAGUGAUUUAUUUCAAUCGUAUGAAAUCGACUCAAACUGCUAUUCUAGGUUGCCAGCCAAACCUUAUAGAAACUAAAAAAAAUUAUUAACCGUAAUUAAUAGUAAAUUUUUAAAAAAAACAACGAUUUAAUUUUUUAACUUAUAAUAUUUGCAUAUGCAGAUUGUUGAGGUUUUUUUGUAUGCUCUUUUAUUGGAGUUAACUAAGCUAUUUAGGUUGCAUUUAUUAUUUUUUACCAGAAUCAGAAAGCUUAUC
This is a messenger RNA of Hydractinia symbiolongicarpus, 1360 nucleotides long. Its product is annotated as forkhead box protein I1c-like. The record is from RefSeq and is a predicted model, not a curated record. Lineage: Eukaryota; Metazoa; Cnidaria; Hydrozoa; Anthoathecata; Hydractiniidae. The transcript has a single exon. Gene Ontology annotation, molecular function: RNA polymerase II cis-regulatory region sequence-specific DNA binding; DNA-binding transcription factor activity, RNA polymerase II-specific. The coding region runs from base 215 to 1183 and encodes 322 amino acids. Gene Ontology annotation, biological process: regulation of transcription by RNA polymerase II; anatomical structure morphogenesis; cell differentiation.